AUGUCCACCAGCGCCAACGACACCCACAAACCAUUAACAUCCCUCCCGUUCCCUCCCAUCACCCCAUCUCACAUCCUAAACUGCUCUUUCCACUCAUGGUAUCCCCGUUUCCGUUCUCUGACACCCAAAUCCCGUCUUAUUCCUCUCUCUCAGCCAUUCCUGGACUAUCUACGCGCCGAUGGCAUAAUCCUACCACCCGAGCGCGGGCCUAGCGAUGCGGACAGUGGGUUUGAAGACGGGUUCCAAAACGACGACGAAGAUGAGAACGAAGAUCCUUCGGAACAAUGGGCCGAUAUACAUUCCAAGAUCCGUUCUACGAUCUCCGAACUAGGGGGCAAAGUGAUGCCGAAGCUCAACUGGUCAGCCCCCAAGGACGCCACCUGGAUUGCGACCACAAAUGACAUGGAAUGUCGAACUCCAAAUGACGUGUAUCUGCUACUGAAGUCAAGCGACUUCGUCACGCAUGACUUGGAGCACGCUUUUGACGGAUGCACCAUCGCAGAGAAUACGAAUAGCGCCGAUCGAACCGAAGGUGAUUGUGGAAAUGCCUCUGGCGAUAGCAAGGAGAAAGCAUUUCCUGAAGUGCCCUACCAUCUUGUACUGCGGAAAGCAUUCAAUCUGAAUCCUUCGCUGGAAUUUCGCUGUUUCAUCCGAGAAGGCAGACUGAUUGCGAUAAGUCAGCGAGAGAUGAACCACUUUGAUUUCCUCUUUGAUCUGCGAGAUUCUUUCAAAAAGUUGAUCCAAGAAUUUUUAGAGCAACAUUUGCUACCUGGUGGCGGAGGAAAGACCUUUCCGGACGAGAACUUCGUGGUGGACGUCUACAUUCCACCACCACACGACCGUGUGUGGCUGAUCGACAUAAACCCUUGGGCACCACGAACGGACCCAUUACUAUUCUCGUGGCUGGAGUUGUUGCAACUGCCGAUCCCAGAAGCGUCAGGGCCAAAAUCGAAAAUUAGAGAAGGACUAGAUUGCGCAGAUCGAGAAGGGGGCGAGGAAUAUGAGGACGACGAAGAAGAAGAAGAGGAAGAUGUGAUCUUUGACCCCGAAUUUCGACUUGUGAAACGCGACGAUCCAGAGGCGUAUCAAUUCUCGGCGACAAAGUACUCGGCUCAUAAACUACCCAAGGAAGUCGUCGACGCGAGCAUGACGCCAGGAGAUAUGAAGAACAUGAUGGAGGAGUGGAGGAAAGUCAUUGACAAGCAGGUCGCAGAAGACGAUGACUCGGACUCGGACGAGGAACAUACUUGA
Messenger RNA from Fonsecaea monophora, 1251 nucleotides. RefSeq lists its product as hypothetical. The record is from RefSeq and is a predicted model, not a curated record. NCBI's taxonomy places the organism in Eukaryota, Fungi, Ascomycota, Eurotiomycetes, Chaetothyriales, Herpotrichiellaceae. Gene Ontology annotation, cellular component: cytoplasm. The transcript has a single exon. Bases 1 to 1251 code for a protein of 416 amino acids.